AUGGAUGAUGAAUAUGACUAUAAACUAGCUGGCUUACAUCGAGUUUCAGACGAACUCGAUCGAGCACAAAUCAGCACAUUCACCAAGUGGAUCAAUUAUCAUCUGGAAACAUAUCUUAUGCUCGACGAGCAUCCGCAAUAUAUUAAAGUUGUCUUGCGAGCUAAUCUGAGACAAGAAUUUUCAAAUUUAGUAUCAAUAAAUACUCGUAGUAGUGUUAUCGGCAAUAAUCACAGUUCAUCAGACUUGUUGGUGAAAGAUUUGUUCGAGGAUCUCAAAGAUGGUGUUUUGCUUUGCCAUCUUAUCGAAGUUCUUACUGGUGAAAUAUUGCCGAUUAACAAAAGAAAAGAGUUGAAACGUGUGCAUCAUAUAAGCAAUUUAACAACAGCUUUAGGAGCUUUGCGACGCCGUGGCCUUGACUUGGUUAAUAAUAACCCAGCUGAUAUAGCUGAUGGAAACCCCCGUAUAAUCUGUGGACUUAUAUGGCAGAUGAUUCUUCAUUUCCAGAUCGAGAAUAAUGUUCAGCUUCUAAGAGAGUGGGGAUUCGAACUAAAUUUUGCUGGAAGCCCGUCAACAUCAAAAGUCGAUGGUGGAGGCAGUCCCCUCAGCAAAUUAAGAGUUGGUCGUCUGAAAGCACCCGUUGAUCGUGUGGUAUUGCGAUGGGUGAAUGCACAACUUGCUGGGCCUUAUAACAUCAAACUAGCUGACAUGGAUAAAAGUUGGUGUGAUGGAAUUGCUUUUAAUGCUUUAAUACAUCGUGUAAGACCUGAAUUGGUUGACAUGGGCUUAGUUCGUCGAAAUUCACCAAAAGAUAAUCUUGAACAGGCUUUUCGAUUAUCUAAAGAAUACUUGCAUAUACGACCAUUGUUAAAUGUAGAGGAUAUGCUUUGUGAGAAACCAGACAAACGUUCAGUGAUCACAUACGUAUCUCAGUUUAUUCGCACGAUCAAAUAUCUGCAACCAAUUACAACUAGUCCAUCACUAGAAAGUCAUUCACUGAUUGCUUGGAUAGAAGUUGCUCUAAAUACUUUAAGAUCUUUUCAUGGGCCACUUUAUGAACGGUAUCAGACUUAUGCAUUUUUACGACAGCAAUAUUUUGAGCAUCAAAGUGUAUAUUUUUCGAUUCGAGAACACGCGGAUACACUUCCAAGAGACGAAUGGAAUCGGAUUGAAAUAGAUUGGAAGAAGAUUGAAGAUCUUUUGUCAGAGUGGAAUAACAGUUUGAAAACUGAAAUGCCUAAGAAGUUAGCUGACUUGGUACAGUGGCUAUGUGCGGCGGAACAAAUCUUACGGAAUGCAGUAGAGAUUAGUGCAGAUGACUCUCACCUGUCGUUAUCUAAUAUCAAUAAAUCGAUCAGUCGAUAUGAGAUUCAUUUCUCCGACUUUCCAUUGCGAUUGAAACAAUUCCAAUGUUUAUACCUUAGUCGACGAGUAGAUGAACUUGAGAUUAACAGUGAGGUGCUGGAACCGUUAAACAUUCGAUUCGAUACACUUGUGGUCGAUGCGCCACGUCAUUUGCAGUAUUUGCAUCGAUUGCAAGCGCGUUACCAGCUUCUCUCUAGUGUAGAAGCUCUAAAUCAAAAAAUGGAAUGCUGGAAAUCCAGUGAUUCUGCUGCUGCAGUUCAAAAAUCCAUCAAAGAAUAUAAGAUUGAAGCUGAUAGCGUUCCAGCAAAAAGAUUCGAAGGGCUUCUAACGCAUUUACGAGUAAUUUAUAAUGAAGCUUCCGAAGAAGAUUUUGAUUCCAUAAUUAAGGAAUGUCACGAUGUAUCAGCGGAAGCCGUGAAAAAAUUCAAACAGAUGCUAUCAAAUCUAGAUGAACUCGCCAUAUUUUGGGAAGGAUUUGAAAACUUCGCAGCAAAGAUUGAAGAGCGAAUUGCACGCUCGGAACGUGAUAGACAUUUUGUCAUUGAUAAAACUGACAAGGAAUUGUUGCGUUGCUGCGAAAAAGCUUUUGAUGGUAUUGCGAGUAUUGCUAGUCAUCGAGCGCAGACGGUUGCCAAGGAUCGUCUUUCCGAUUUGCGUAAACGUCUGGAUGAUCGGGAGAAAAAGCAAACUUCUAUUUUGGAAGAAGCUUCACCAGCAAAACUAAUGAAGAUGGCAUUACCGGUUGAGGAAAGUUUAACAGCAACAACUGCAAGUGGACAAGACCCAGAACUUGUUCGUCUUCAAAAAUGGCUCUUUACCGCACGGAAGUUGCUGUCACACGUCAUUACUGAUGUAAAUAGUUUGGAAAAAACAAUGAAUGAAAUGAUGAAUUGCCAGCGAGAAUUGCAAUCAGUGGAAAGAGAACGACUUGUGUUGCUGAAAAUACGCAACGUAAACAGCGAACAGGCUGAUGAAUAUCGCAAGUUACGUUCCGACUUGCUAGUUAGAAUGCAGCAGAUAAAAAGUGUUCGACCUCUAUUUCUAUCAUUUUACAAACAUUACGACAAUUUUUCAUCCUGGCUCAAUGCAGAAGGUAAUCACUAUCAAGAAGACGAGAAGAAAUCUGAAAUUAUUAAUCACUUGGUAUUUUUGUUGGAGACUUUUUCUCGAAAUGAAUACAGUUCUUGGAUUAAUUGCGAUAGUAUGCGAUGUAAACUUGAUGAAUUGAAGCAUCGAAUAGAGACUGCGCUGGUUGCAAAGUUGUUGAGAGACAAGCGCAAGCUUUUGACAAAUAUUGUGGAAAAGUGGAGGGAUGUAAGUGCUUGGUGUGAUGCUAUCGCGGAGAUCGACAAUCGUUUGGAAAUUUUUUCGGAAGAUGUGUAUGAUGAGGAAUGCAAACAUCAGCGAGUUCAGUUGGAAGGGAUUUGGCAACAGAAGAUACAUAUCAUCAAGAAGUUACAGAGUAUCUAUCACGAGGCAGAACUUUUACGAUGUAGGCUGACCAAAGUUGUACGCUUUCGUGACUUACUGCACUUGACCGUAGAAGUAGGAAAGCUUCGAGAUCGGUGCAUGCAGACUGCUGACAUAGGUCUCGCAAGCAUCCGUGACGAUUGUUUAGAAAAUAUCGCUAAAAAUUUGGAAACUCCCAUCGCGGAGGCUUUUUCAUGGGAAGAGAAGCGAAUCCGUGAGCUCUCUAUGGUCCACGAAUCUGAUGUAAAGCUGGCUCUUGAAACUCUCUGCCAGAUAUUUACGUUAAAUAUUGCCAUGUUUUCAUUGCAUAUGAUGCAGAUGUGA
Molecule: messenger RNA, 3156 nt
Organism: Thelazia callipaeda (thelaziosis nematode)
Lineage: Eukaryota; Metazoa; Nematoda; Chromadorea; Rhabditida; Thelaziidae
Source: the annotation of a GenBank genome assembly